AUGGGAACAUGGAAUGGUUUGUUUAGAGGAAAUCUCUCAUGGGGCGGAUCUGAAGGGGGAAAUCUCUCAUGGGGCGGAUCUGAAGGAGGUGGAGAUAGAAAGAUAAUUCAAAUGGAAUCCAACAAAUAUUGCAAAGAUGUUCUGAAUGUGAAUAUCUUCAAACUAACUAGAUUUGGUUUUCGAUGGGUUGAAGUGAAUGGAAAGGAGACUACUACUCUUUAUAACUUCUUGAAUUCAAAGAAAGGAGGUUUUUUGGGUGAUGGCAUCAAGUGGAUUUUCAAUAAGUUCUUUGUGGACAAAGGUGGAAAAGUCGUGGAAAGAUAUGCAUCGUCAACCUCACCUUUGAAAAUGGAGGCACAACUUUGA
This is a messenger RNA of Asparagus officinalis (garden asparagus), 366 nucleotides long. RefSeq names its product probable phospholipid hydroperoxide glutathione peroxidase. Bases 1 to 366 code for a protein of 121 amino acids. Lineage: Eukaryota; Viridiplantae; Streptophyta; Magnoliopsida; Asparagales; Asparagaceae. Gene Ontology annotation, cellular component: cytosol. Gene Ontology annotation, molecular function: glutathione peroxidase activity. Gene Ontology annotation, biological process: response to oxidative stress. The record is from RefSeq and is a predicted model, not a curated record. The transcript is spliced from 3 exons.